ACACUAUAAAACCGAGCCUGGUAUUGGUAUGUGUUCAAAUUUACGAACCUGAGUGGUGUUGCUUGGUAGGCACUACUUUUCGAAAAAAGCAAUGGCGAAGUUGUUAGCGUUAAGUUGCUGGCGAAACCUCUCACCGCGACCUCAUUACCCCUCCAUGCCUAAAUAUCCAAAGGGACAGCCCGCCACCACCGUUGAAGAGCUCUCAGACUCCACCGCUCUUUUCUCCGUCGUCGGAAUGACUUGUGCUGCCUGCGCCGGAUCCGUCGAGAAGGCCGUCAAACGCCUCCCCGGGAUCCGCGAGGCCAUCGUCGACGUCCUCAACAACCGUGCCCACGUCGUCUUCUACCCCUCUUUCGUUAACGAAGAGACCAUUCGCGAGGCCAUCGAAGACGCGGGUUUCGAAGCGCUAUUACUCACAGACGGCACUGACGACAAAUCUGUUAAAGUAUGCCGCAUCCAAAUCAAAGGCAUGACCUGCACAUCCUGUUCCUCCACGCUAGAAUCCGUUUUACGAGGCCUUCACGGUGUCCUCGAAGCCCACGUGGGCCUGGCAACUGAAGAGGCCCAAGUCCAUUACAACCCAAAUCUCCUCCUCAAUCCAAACGACGUUUUACAAGCCAUAGAAGAUUCCGGAUUCGAAGCAGUUCUCAUUAGUUCAAGCGAAGACUUCACCAAGAUAGACCUCCGCGUGGAAGGCGCGGUAACUGACGGCGCUUCUAUGACGCCAAUACUAGAUUCUCUGCGGACACUCCCAGGAGUCCUUGUGGUGGACUUAACAGAGGAAUUCAGCAAAAUAUCGGUUUCUUACAAACCGGACAUCACGGGACCCAGAGAUUUGAUCAACGUGAUUGAGCAAACAGGCAAUGGGAAUUUCAAGGCGACGAUAUAUCCUACGGAACAAGGACAAAGAAAUUCUCACAGACGCGAGGAGACAAGGCAGUAUUAUAAAUCUUUCUUAUGGAGUUUGGUGUUUACUAUUCCCGUGUUUCUAACCUCCAUGGUGUUUAUGUAUGUCCCUGGAAUUAAGGACGCACUUGAUGCAAAAGUUGUGAACAUGCUUACCGUGGGGGAGGUUGCUCGGUGGGUGCUGUCCACGCCGGUUCAGUUCGUACUCGGCUGGCGGUUUUACUACGGUUCUUAUAAAUCGUUACGCCGUGGCUCUGCGAACAUGGAUGUUCUCAUUGCGUUGGGGACAAACGCUGCGUAUUUUUACUCUGUUUACUCUGUUUUGAGAGCUGCUACUUCUCCGCAUUUUGAGGGGAAUGAUUUCUUCGAAACGAGCGCGAUGCUUAUUUCGUUCAUUCUGCUUGGGAAGUAUCUCGAGAUUUUGGCGAAGGGGAAGACGUCUGAUGCGAUUGCCAAGCUCAUGAACUUGACACCCGACACGGCGGUUCUACUGACUUUGGACGCUGAUGGGAAUGUUGUUGGAGAGGAGGAGAUUGAUAGCAGGUUGGUUCAGAAGAAUGAUGUGAUUAAGAUUGUUCCUGGGGCGAAAGUGGCUUCCGAUGGGGUUGUUGUGUGGGGGCAGAGUCACGUGAAUGAGAGCAUGAUCACGGGGGAAGCGCGUCCCGUGGCGAAGAGGAAAGGGGACACUGUUAUUGGAGGGACUGUGAAUGAGAAUGGAGUUUUGCAUGUUAAGGCGACGAGGGUAGGAUCGGAGAGUGCUCUUUCUCAGAUUGUUCGCCUUGUGGAGUCGGCGCAGAUGGCCAAAGCACCUGUGCAGAAGUUUGCUGAUCGCAUUUCCAAAUACUUUGUGCCUCUGGUGAUUGUGAUCUCUUUCACGACUUGGCUUGCCUGGUUUUUGGCGGGAAGAUAUCAUGCUUAUCCAAAGUCUUGGAUACCGUCUUCAAUGGACAGCUUUGAGCUUGCUUUGCAGUUUGGAAUAUCUGUCAUGGUCAUAGCCUGCCCUUGUGCUUUGGGUUUAGCCACGCCAACUGCGGUUAUGGUUGGGACUGGAGUUGGUGCAUCCCAGGGUGUGCUCAUCAAAGGAGGGCAGGCAUUAGAGAGUGCACAUAAGGUGAACUGCAUUGUUUUCGAUAAGACGGGUACUCUCACUGUCGGGAAACCUGUUAUAGUGAGAACAGAAUUGUUGACAAAAAUGGUGCUCCGGGAAUUCUAUGAACUUGUGGCUGCAACUGAGGUGAAUAGUGAGCAUCCAUUGGCCAAGGCCGUUGUUGAGUAUGCCAAAAAAUUUCGAGAUGAAGAGAAUCCUUCCUGGCCAGAAGCACGAGAUUUUGUUUCCAUUACAGGACAUGGAGUAAAGGCCACUGUUCAAAACAAAGAAAUAAUGGUCGGUAAUAAAAGCCUGUUGGCUGACCAUAACAUUGCAAUUCCCGUUGAAGCUGAAAAUAUGCUUGCUCAAGCCGAAAAGAUGGCUCAAACAGGAAUAUUGGUAUCUAUAAGUGGGAAAGUGGCAGGAGUUUUAGCAGUAUCCGAUCCACUGAAACCAGGUGCUCAAGAAGUUAUUUCCAUCCUAAAAUCAAUGAAAAUCAAGAGCAUUAUGGUGACUGGGGACAACUUCGGAACAGCUAGUUCUAUUGCGAGGGAAGUAGGAAUUGAGAAUGUUAUAGCGGAGGCUAAACCGGAUCAAAAAGCAGAGAAAGUGAAAGACUUGCAGGCUUCUGGUUACACCGUGGCUAUGGUGGGGGAUGGUAUCAAUGAUUCGCCUGCACUUGUGGCAGCGGAUGUGGGAAUGGCAAUUGGUGCCGGUACAGACAUUGCUAUUGAGGCUGCUGAUAUUGUCCUCAUGAAGAGCAACUUGGAAGAUGUCAUAACUGCUAUUGACCUUUCAAGAAAAACAUUUACCCGUAUAAGGCUGAAUUACGUUUGGGCUUUGGGUUAUAACUUACUUGGAAUCCCAAUUGCUGCUGGAGUUCUUUUCCCUUCAACAAGGUUCAGAUUGCCACCCUGGAUUGCUGGGGCUGCUAUGGCUGCUUCCUCUGUCAGUGUUGUUUGCUGUUCUCUGUUGUUGAAAUAUUACAGGAGACCCAAGAAGCUAGACAACCUUGAAAUACGAGGCAUAAGCAUCGAGUCAUCCAGUGAUAUAUGAUCACGAUUCCUGGUUUUUCUUUAGCCAUUUUUGUACGUAUGUAAAUGUUGUGUUGUGAUCAUUUUAGUUUAGUGUACAGGUGUGAGAAAGGGUUUUCGGUCAUGUAAAAAACCUUAGGUUAAACUCUGUCGUAUCUAAAAUUUACAAAUUACUCCUGCCA
Messenger RNA from Vigna angularis (adzuki bean), 3209 nucleotides. RefSeq names its product probable copper-transporting ATPase HMA5. Bases 92 to 3049 code for a protein of 985 amino acids. Gene Ontology annotation, biological process: monoatomic cation transport. Gene Ontology annotation, molecular function: ATP hydrolysis activity; copper ion binding; ATPase-coupled monoatomic cation transmembrane transporter activity. The record is from RefSeq and is a predicted model, not a curated record. The transcript has 6 exons. Gene Ontology annotation, cellular component: membrane. Lineage: Eukaryota; Viridiplantae; Streptophyta; Magnoliopsida; Fabales; Fabaceae.